CACCAUCCAACUAUCCCAAAACACACACAUAAAAGAUCAGGAAAAUGAGUACCUUACAACAACUUUCUGUGCACAGUACCAUCUCCAACGUCAUUACAGAGAAGAGAAAAUCGGUGACAAUCCCUACAAAUGGUAGUCAUCAUCUAGAGAGCAAGCCGACGAUUCAUGAUGUGGACAAAUGCGCCGAGGCUUUCAUCCAAAACUUCCGGCGACAACUUUCUCUUCAGUGCGAUAACAUCCUCCCUAGAGGAAGUCUUUGAUAUAUAACACAUACAUAAAAAUAGAUGUCUCAUGUCUCAUGUGACAGAUAAUAUGUCUUACUAAUUGUCUUUCAAAAGCUUCUAAGGGGAUUUCAAUUGUAAUAUAAGAUUUUCUUGUU
Arabidopsis lyrata subsp. lyrata is the source of this 379-nucleotide messenger RNA. RefSeq lists its product as uncharacterized. NCBI's taxonomy places the organism in Eukaryota, Viridiplantae, Streptophyta, Magnoliopsida, Brassicales, Brassicaceae. Bases 45 to 260 code for a protein of 71 amino acids. The transcript has a single exon. The record is from RefSeq and is a predicted model, not a curated record.